CUAACCGUGUUUUUGAAAUGUAUUAACAGAAUUAAAAGCAUUGAGAAUGGCUGCUCAAAAAAUCCAGCUUCUUCACAUUUUUCUAUUUUCGAUGAUUUCAGGAGUGAAGACAGACGGUCACAUUUCCCCGGCUCUGCUCAUCAAACGAAUGAAAAAUGGAGCUUCAUUUUCAAUAAAUUGUGAAUAUUCAUCAUCCCAAGGGACCAUUGUGGGCACCUACAUCAAAAGAAGUUUUUCCAAUCCCAUCGAUUUGAUCUAUGUCCACCCAGAAAAGAUUACAAAACACAAGUCAUAUGAAAAACGCCUUGAGUAUAAAGGAGAUGUGAAAAACUUCACUGUAACCCUCAACAACGUUCAGGAAAGUGACAUAGGCAUUUACUAUUGUGUUUUUGGAAUACGAAAUAAAGAACUCAUAAAAGAUAGCUUUGGACAAGAGACAGUAUUACUAUCAGAGUCCAAGUUGAAAGACUGUGAAACCGAGUGCGCAGAAGCAAUAAAUUGUGCAGAACUUUUAUAUAAGGAUCCAAUCAUGAUUGGUGUGAUUAUCACUGCAAUAGUUGCUAUCAUUUGUGCGCUGAUUAUGAUACUUUGGCAUGCAAGAAAAAGAUGCCAACCUGAGAAGCCAACACGUGGGAGAGCUCCAAACUCAGUAUAUGAAGACAUGAACCUAGUGCGAACUCAAAGUGUGGGACGUUAGUUAUCAGAUGAAAUGUGUUGACUUCACAUCAGGUCACAUUAACCUGGAGUGUGGCCAGUCUUCUUCUUUUAUUAUUUGAUAAUAUGUUUAUGUGCGGUAAUAAAAUUGUACAUUUUCACACUCUUUCUUGAAAUAUACGAGGUUUGAUAAAGUAUGUCAUUUGUUUCACCUUUUGCCUGCUUUGUAGAAUAUACUAAUUGUAAAGGUAUUGAUGGAAAAGCGCACUAUUUGCUUGGGAUGGGGUUGCUGAGGGUUAGAGUUAUUUGUAAAGCUAUUUUAUCAUUAAAAUAUUAUUUUUCUCUCUUCUCA
Rhincodon typus (whale shark) is the source of this 1006-nucleotide messenger RNA. RefSeq lists its product as uncharacterized. Bases 47 to 697 code for a protein of 216 amino acids. The transcript has 4 exons. The record is from RefSeq and is a predicted model, not a curated record. Gene Ontology annotation, biological process: adaptive immune response. Gene Ontology annotation, cellular component: membrane. Lineage: Eukaryota; Metazoa; Chordata; Chondrichthyes; Orectolobiformes; Rhincodontidae. Gene Ontology annotation, molecular function: signaling receptor activity.